AUGGAGGCAACAACCCUCGAGCAGGUCUACAGAUUGCUCACAUCUGCGGAUGCGUCUCUGACUUACAAGCCAUUCAGGGAAGAACGGUCACCAAGCGUCGCCUCUCCGCAUUCGUGCCUUCACUGCGGGAAGGUAUUGGUCAACGGUGAUAUUUUCAGAGAGAAGCCCUUGGUGCACUUUGGUGAUGACAGAUACUCCCGAGACACGAGCCCAUCACUCAAAGUAAGCUAUGGACUGGACGAGGCCAUCGCAGCCUCUCGGGAAGGCUGCAAGCUUUACGAGUGGUUUCUGGACACACUUUCCAUAGAAAUACUCUCCGUUCACUCUUUGGCAUUUCCGAUUGACAGAAUCGAAUUUCACCUGGCCUUUGAAACUGACGGCAAGAUAGACUGCAGUCCAAUCAUCGAAGCCGUUGGUAGGGAUGGAGAGAGGAGACGCUUGGUAAACAAAGGCCUUGUUGGCGUGCCUUGGUCGAGACUGUCCAUCUGCGCUCCCAGAGACGAUCCAGCCUCAAGCAUCAUACCACACCGCCCCGCUGAAACUGAUGUCUUUUCUACGAGGAGCAUUGAGUUCGCUCGGGACUGCCUCAGCACGUGUAUGAAACACCACGAACAGUGUCGCACUGACUGGUUGAAAGCCGAUCUACAUCGCGUUGCCCAGGAUCGACAUCCACUGGAGGAUAUCGCACUUGACAACGAAACCAUCGCGCUCGAAGAUCUACCGACUCGCUUGCUCAAAAUCAACAAGGUGCUGGAGCCAGGGAAACUCAUGGUUAGCCUGAUCACCGUGGAAGAUCUCAGCAUCUCCGAACAGUCCCAGGUCGCAGCGGACGGGUUCGCAGCUCUCUCGUACUGCUGGGGAAGAGAGGGCAACCCAGUACAGCUGACGGCCAAGACUCUUGAGGAACUCCAGUCGGGAAUCGUGACAUCGUCAUUACCGUCCACAAUCAAUGAUGCCAUCCACUUCGCACACGACCUAGGGCUGAAAUACAUCUGGGUCGACGCGCUCUGCAUCUUCCAAGAUAGCACCCAGGACAAAGAACUAGAGAUCACGAGAAUGGGCUCGUACUACGGGACCAACACAGUGACCCUCUGCGCCGCCUCGGCCCCCGGCUCAUCCAACGGACUACGCAGCACCGAGCCCGCCCCCUCUCUCUACCGAGUCCCGCCACUGGUUCUGCGGUGCGAUGUCGGCGGCGCCGGGCGGAUCCUACUGCACUCGAGCCUGGACCUGCGGGAGCCGAUCACGGGCCGCGGGUGGACGCUGCAGGAGUCGCUGCUGUCGCGGCGGCUGGUCAUCUUCUCGCACCAGCUGUACUGGUGCUGCGCGACGGCCAACGCGGCGUGCGAGGGGGAGCUCGCGACGCUGCCGCGGGUGCCGAACCGCAACUUCGGGGCGCCGGCGUCGCUCGUCCCCGGCGUCUACCCGGCCCAGGUCCUGCGCGACUACCCGCCCGAGGUGCAGUGGUACCUGGUGGUGGGCGACUUCGCGCGGCGCCGGCUGGGCGUCGAGGCCGACAAGCUGCUCGCCGUCUCGGCCUUCGCCGGCCGCGUCCACGCCCGGUUCCGCGCGUGCGGCGGGCCGCGGGACGACGGGACGGCUCGCGCCCACAGGAGCCCCGGCGCGAGCAUCGCGUACGUGGCCGGGCUGCUCCUGUCCCGCCGCGAUCUGAGCCUGGUCACGCCGCAGCUGUUCUGGCAGGUCGCUAGGACCGCCGACUGCACUCGGCCCAAGGCCUACAGAGCGCCGUCGUGGUCUUGGGCCUCGGUGGAUGGGGAGCUCAAGCUGGGCGAGUCCGAGCGAGGUAGCCAUACUGUUACGGGAUUUGACGUGACCCUGACCAACGCCAAUGCUCCGUACGGGAGCGUCCAGCAAGCUGCAAUUCGCAUGUCUGGCUGUCACAUGCCGUCGCUGCAAGAAAGUCUUGGAUUUGGCGUGCAGAUCGUCGACGCUGCCGACCUGCCUAGCGAGCGUGGCGUGAGGAUACUGGCAGACACACCGCCCGAUGCUGAGCUUAUCCAAAGUGCAAUUACCGAGUCCAAGUCUCCUGUGUUCUUAUUGCACCUCUCGGGGGAUGUGACUCGGCCGGGUCGUGAGAUACCGUAUGGUUGCGUCGGUCUCGUUGUGAUGCCGGCCCCUGGCGCUGUACCGAAUACAUAUCAGAGGCUAGGGACUUUCAACUUCUACCGGUCCCUGCAGGAUUAUCAAAUAGAGACGUCAGAGGGUGCCAAAACUCUCUUCGACGUCCCAAGACAGGAUGUUGCUUUGUGGUAA
Neoarthrinium moseri is the source of this 2274-nucleotide messenger RNA. RefSeq lists its product as uncharacterized. The transcript has 2 exons. The record is from RefSeq and is a predicted model, not a curated record. The coding region runs from base 1 to 2274 and encodes 757 amino acids. NCBI's taxonomy places the organism in Eukaryota, Fungi, Ascomycota, Sordariomycetes, Amphisphaeriales, Apiosporaceae.